AAAUUUUUCAAAUACCAAGAAUGCCCCCGCACACACUGCCACCAACUCCCACUCUUCUUUCUUCACUCACACCUACACAUUUUCUUGUUCUCUCGACGGAGCCUCCAACUUUCUAUUCUCUCUCCACUUUCUCUUGCUUGAUCUGGGAGCGAGGACGAAGAUGCAGGGAUCGGCCGUUGCAUUCUCGCCGUCCCUUUCUCUCUCUACCCGCCCUCGAAAGCUCCCUUUUCGCGGGUUCCACCCCCUUUCCGGCCCGUCCUCGGCGCGCCGCCACCUUAGCAAUGGCUCCGCCGUUUCAUCGUCGGCUGGAAAGUUGAGCCCGAUUAGCUUCUCCCUGAAGCAGAGAGGGUGGGUUUCCGGGCCCAAUCCCGGAAUUCCGGAGCCCGAAUCUGACCGGGUCGUGGUGCCUCGGGCCACGGCGGAGACCGCGGGCCCGGAUGAGACCUCGAAGUCGAAGGAUUUGAGGGAUACGUUGGUUCUCGGGACGCUUUUCGGGCUUUGGUACCUGUUUAAUAUCUACUUCAACAUCUACAACAAGCAGGUUCUGAGAGCUUUUCACUACCCAAUGACAGUCACUCUUGUCCAAUUUGCCGUCGGUAGUGUGCUCGUGACUCUAAUGUGGACAUUAAACCUCUACAAACGUCCUAAAAUCAGUGGAGCACAGCUUGUUGCUAUUCUUCCAUUGGCAUUGGUGCAUACCUUAGGCAACCUCUUCACAAACAUGAGUCUUGGAAAAGUUGCUGUUUCGUUCACUCACACAAUUAAAGCUAUGGAGCCUUUCUUCUCAGUUGUUCUAUCUGCUAUGUUUCUCGGGGAGGAGUCCCUGGACAACAUUACCCUCUUCUCAAUAAUUACUAUCAUGUCCUUCUUCUUGAUGGCUCCUACUGCCAUUUUCAUGGAAGGCAUCAAGUUUACACCUUCAUAUCUUCAAGCUGCUGGAGUGAAUGUUAACCAGCUGUACACUAGAUCACUUCUAGCUGCCCUCUGUUUCCAUGCAUAUCAGCAGGUUUCUUACAUGAUAUUGCAGCGUGUGUCCCCUGUUACUCAUUCUGUAGGCAACUGUGUUAAGCGAGUUGUAGUAAUCGUCACCUCUGUUCUCUUCUUCCGCACGCCUGUUUCGCCUAUUAACUCUUUAGGUACUGGUAUAGCCCUUACUGGAGUCUUCUUGUACUCGAGAGUGAAGCGGAUCAAACCAAAGCCUAAGACUGCUUAAGAGUUUUUGAUUCAGAAGACAUUUUUUUUUUUUUUUGUUGACGAUUAUCAUUCCUUAUUCUGUUAGACUAGUAAGCAAUUGUGAGCGUCUUGUAUGCUUUUAGUCUAGGGUGAUAUUUUUCUUGGUUUUUGUUACCUCUGUACUGUGUAGUAUGUCCAUUUUUUCUUCUUCUUCUUCUUCUAUGGAAUAUAUUCAGAUAUUAUAGUAGGAAUAUAUUCAGAUUUUUUAGUUGCAAAUGUUACGGUCUUAUUGUGCACGUUAUCUUUUCACUUGUGCUUAUGCUUGAUAGGCCAUUGUUAAACUCUCAUUGAGAAAAACUUGUGUAGAUUAUA
Messenger RNA from Striga asiatica, 1545 nucleotides. Lineage: Eukaryota; Viridiplantae; Streptophyta; Magnoliopsida; Lamiales; Orobanchaceae. The record is from the annotation of a GenBank genome assembly.